Molecule: messenger RNA, 4329 nt
Organism: Lachancea meyersii CBS 8951
Lineage: Eukaryota; Fungi; Ascomycota; Saccharomycetes; Saccharomycetales; Saccharomycetaceae
Source: the annotation of a GenBank genome assembly
AUGGCAGACGCGAAAAGCGCAUCUGAGCGAUACCAGAAGAUCUCGCAACUUGAGCAUAUUCUGAAAAGACCAGACACAUACGUUGGUUCCGUGGAAGUACAGGAGCAAGUGCAAUGGAUUCACAACGAGGAAACGGAAUGCAUGGAAGAGAAGGAGGUCAAGAUCGUGCCCGGUCUCUUCAAAAUCUACGACGAAAUUCUCGUAAAUGCUGCUGAUAACAAAGUUCGCGACCCAACUAUGAAGAAGAUAGAGGUGACGAUCAACAAGGAAGAGAACAUGAUUGAGGUUAAAAAUGACGGGAAGGGGAUACCAAUUGAAAUUCACGAAAAGGAGCAAAUCUUCAUCCCAGAAAUGAUUUUUGGCCACCUGCUCACGUCUUCGAAUUACGACGACGAUGAGAAGAAAGUCACGGGUGGUAGAAACGGUUACGGUGCUAAGCUGUGUAACAUCUUCUCGACCGAAUUUAUCCUCGAAACGGCAGAUCCGACGAAGGGUGAAAAGUACGUCCAAAAGUGGGAAAACAACAUGACCGUCUGUCACAAACCUAAGAUCACUUCCUACAAGAAAGGGCCAUCCUACACCAAGGUUUCUUUCCGACCCGACCUCAAGCGAUUCGGAAUGGAAACUCUCGACAACGACACCGUAGGCGUAAUGCGUCGAAGAGCGUUUGACAUCAAUGGGUCCGUCAGAGACGUAAGCGUUUACUUAAACGGUAAAAGUCUGAAGAUUCGCAACUUCAAAAAUUACGUUGAGCUCUAUCUAAAAUCUCUGGAGAAGAAGAAGUCUGAAGAAAACGGCACUGAAGCGGGCAAGACCCCUACAAUUCUUUAUGAGAGGCUUAACGACAGGUGGGAAAUUGCAUUUGCAGUGUCAGAUGUAUCCUUUCAGCAAAUAUCCUUUGUCAAUUCGAUAGCAACGACAUCAGGCGGUACACAUGUGAACUAUGUGUCGGAUCAAAUUGUGAAGAAGAUCACCGAGGUGUUGAAAAAGAAGAAAAAGGGAAAGACAAUUAAAGGCUUUCAAAUCAAGAAUCAUAUGUUCAUUUUCAUCAACUGUCAAAUUGAGAACCCUGCUUUCACAUCCCAGACCAAAGAGCAACUGACCACCCGGGUCAAAGAUUUUGGUUCAAAAUGUGACAUUAAAGAUGAUUUCAUCAACAAAGUCAUGAAAACCGAAAUCGCCGAGAAAAUAUUCGAAAUCGCUGAUCAGAAUGAGGAUAAGGCGUUACAAAAAUCUGAUGGUACCAGGAAAAACAGAAUUACAGACUACCCAACUUUAGAAGACGCCAACUUUGCUGGUACCAAGCAAAGCGGCAAAUGCACCCUUGUCUUAACCGAGGGUCUGUCAGCCCAAUCGCUCGCAGUCGCUGGUCUCGGUGUAGUGGGACGUGAUUAUUACGGAUGCUAUCCACUGCGUGGUAAGAUGUUAAAUGUCAGAGAAGCAAGCGCUGAACAAAUCAAUAAGAAUGCCGAAAUUCAAGCCAUCAAAAAGAUUGUCGGCCUACAGCACAGAAAGAAGUACGCAGACACAAAGAGUUUACGCUAUGGGCACAUCAUGAUCAUGACUGAUCAGGACCACGAUGGCUCGCACAUUAAAGGUUUAAUUAUCAACUUUUUGGAAAGUUCUUUCCCCGGGCUCUUAGAUAUACCAGAGUUUCUGAUAGAAUUCAUCACACCGAUUGUUAAGGUGACGACAACAAAACCCCGUCGCAGUGUCCUUUCUUUCUACACCAUGCCUGAUUAUGAAAAGUGGAGAGACAACGAAAGUCAUAAGUUUUCUUGGAAGCAAAAGUAUUAUAAAGGUUUGGGAACAUCGUCAUUACAAGAAGCUCGGGAGUACUUCUCAGAUCUUGACACGCAUUUGAAAAAAUUUCACGCUCUUGAAGGAGACGAUAGUCUCCUGAUUGACCUAGCAUUUUCCAAGAAAAAGGCGGACGACCGUAAGGAGUGGUUGAGGCAGUAUGAACCUGGUAAUACUUUAGACCCUGCAUUAUCCGAAAUUCCAAUCUGUGAUUUUAUCAACAAAGAGCUCAUUCUCUUUUCUCUAGCCGAUAACAUAAGAUCCAUUCCUUCGGUCUUGGAUGGCUUCAAGCCCGGUCAGCGUAAAGUUCUUUUCAGUUGUUUUAAGAGAAAGUUAAGAUCCGAAAUCAAGGUGGCUCAGUUAAUCGGAUACGUAUCUGAGCACACGAAUUAUCAUCAUGGUGAGAUGUCGUUGGCACAGACCAUUGUUGGUAUGGCACAAGAUUUUGUGGGUUCUAACAAUAUCUAUCUUUUGAAGCCUAAUGGUGCAUUCGGUACUAGGGCUACUGGUGGUAAAGAUUCUGCUGCCCCUCGUUACAUUUUCACGGAACUGAACGGUAUAACUCCAAUUAUUUUCAACCCGCUUGAUAAUCCUUUGCUCACCUACAUUCAGGAAGAUGGUCAGAAUAUUGAGCCACAAUGGUAUCUCCCUGUCUUACCCAUGGUUUUAGUGAAUGGUGCUGAAGGUAUUGGUACUGGCUGGAGCACAAACAUCCCACCUUUUAAUCCUGUAGAUAUCGUUCAAAAUCUGAAGAGAUUGAUGAACGGCGAAGAAAUGCGUGAAAUGACACCUUAUUUCAGAGGAUGGAAAGGUAGCUUAGAGAAGAUUGACACGCAAAGAUACAGAAUGUAUGGGAGAAUCGAGCAGGUGGGUCCAAAUACUCUGGAAAUUACUGAACUUCCAGCGAAAACUUGGAUGUCAACUAUCAAAGAACACCUUUUGCUCGGCCUAGCAGGCAGCGACAAGGUUAAAAAGUGGAUUGAUGACAUGCAAGAAAAUCAUGGUGCUACCAUCAAAUUUACUGUGACGCUAACGGAUGAAGAAAUGACGAAGACCAGCAAAUUAGGAUUUUACGAAAGAUUCAAACUGAUCUCGAGUAUAAGUCUCGCCAAUAUGGUCGCCUUUGAUCCCCAGGGCCGCAUCAAGAAGUAUGAAGACGCAAGAGAGAUUCUAAGCGAUUUUUACUAUGUCAGACUUGAAUACUUCCAGAAAAGGAAGGAUUAUAUGUCGGAAAGGUUACAGUGGCAGGUAGAGAAGUUGUCUCAACAGAUUCGCUUUCUUCAGUUAAUCGUUGAUCAAAAGUUCAGUGUCAGCAACAAAUCGCGCCCAGUACUCUUUUCAGAGUUGGAAGAAUUGGGAUUCCCUAAGAUCAAUUCGGAAGGUAGGCUGUAUUACGGAAAGAUCGAAGAUGUCGACGAGGAGACUAUUUUGAAGAAGGAAAGCGACGAAUCCGACGACACAGUGUUGAAAGAUGCGGAAGAUGAGGUCAAUGGUCCUCAAGAAAAAUACGGAACGUUCGAGUAUCUGCUCGGUAUGAAAAUAUGGUCUCUCACAAAGGAGAAGUAUGAGAGUCUGAUGCGACAGAAGCAAGAGAGAGAGGCGGAGCUAGAAGCACUGCUUCGUCUGUCCGCCAAGGACUUGUGGUCUAAUGACCUCGAUGCAUUUAGCAAAGCGUACGAGGCCUUCAUGGCACACGAUGAGCUGGUUCGCAACAGUGUCACUCCCGAUGCAGCCGUGCAGCAGAAGGGGAAGCGCCGUAGGGCGAAGGCAGGCGACGAGGAUUAUGACCCCAGUCGCAAGAAAAAGAAGCCAAAGGCAGCGUCUGCAGCUAAAGUGAAGGUGGAAGUCAAUAAUUUCGAGGCGGUCUUGCUUGAACAAAAAGCACUUGAGAAACCAAAACGCGCCACAAAGGUGAAAGACGAAAACCAGCCCACGAUCGCUGGUCUUAUGAGCAAAACGAAGAACACACGGCCAGAGAAAACAAAGGCAGAAUCGGCAUCACGGUCUGUGUCUGGAUCCACCACGCCACCCCAAAGCACGCCUGGAUCUCUUGAAAGCGAAAAUUCCACGGGCACAAGCGUGUCAGAGAAGCCAAAGACGGACCAGGAGAACGACGACACGAUGAGUAUUUUCUCCAGCAAGUUCAAGCAAGCUAGCGCGUUGUUCGACGGGUCGCCUGCAUCUUCCAACGUGUCAUCUGCAGCCCCUGCGGCCCCUGCAAAGGUGCAGAAGGUCGCAGUGCGCAAAACUGCUACACCCAAACCACGCGCAAAACCCUCUGUCGACGACGACGACGACGACGAGAACGACGAAGGUAAUGACGACAGCGAUUUGGAAGAAGAACCACAAAUUGUUCGUAGAGUGCCCCGCAGUCGCCGUACGACUGCCAGAAUCGCCGCCAAACCCUCCUACGCUGAGAUCCCAGCGCUGUCGGGUGAAUCCUCCGCAGACGGCGAGGACGACAUGGACGCUUCUAUUAUCAUUGACGACGAAUCAGACGACGACGAGUCAUUUCAUGCGUUCGAAUGA